Messenger RNA from Penicillium brevicompactum, 1059 nucleotides. RefSeq lists its product as uncharacterized. Gene Ontology annotation, cellular component: nucleus; cytoplasm. The record is from RefSeq and is a predicted model, not a curated record. The transcript has 9 exons. Gene Ontology annotation, biological process: stress-activated MAPK cascade; cellular response to oxidative stress; protein phosphorylation. NCBI's taxonomy places the organism in Eukaryota, Fungi, Ascomycota, Eurotiomycetes, Eurotiales, Aspergillaceae. Bases 1 to 1059 code for a protein of 352 amino acids. Gene Ontology annotation, molecular function: MAP kinase activity; ATP binding.
AUGGCGAACUUCACGCAGCUCCAGAUUUUCGGCACCACCUUCGAGAUCACUAGUCGGUAUUUGAACUUGCAACCGGUAGGGAUAGGUGCCUUCGGGCUGGUCUGCUCGGCGCGAGACCAAUUGACCGGACAACCGGUCGCAGUCAAAAAGAUCAUGAAACCAUUCAGCUCCUCCGUCCUGUCCAAGCGCACCUUUCGAGAGCUUAAGCUGCUCAAGCAUCUCCGACAUGAAAAUGUCAUCAGCCUAAGCGAUGUUUUUAUUUCGCCCCUCGAAGAUAUCUACUUUGUGACCGAGCUCCUGGGAACCGAUCUCCACCGUCUCUUGACUUCCCGAUCUCUCCAGGCCCAAUUCAUUCAGUACUUUGUUUACCAGAUUUUCAGAGGGUUGAAAUAUGUCCACUCCGCCGGCGUGGUCCACCGGGACCUGAAGCCCAGCAACAUACUCAUCAACGAAAACUGCGACCUAAAAAUAUGCGAUUUCGGACUGGCACGGACUGAGGACCCGCAGAUGACCGGCUAUGUCUCAACACGAUAUUACCGGGCUCCCGAGAUCAUGCUCAACUGGCAGAAGUAUGACGUGGAGGUAGAUAUAUGGAGUGCAGGAUGCGUAUUUGCCGAAAUGUUCGAAGGGAAGCCGUUGUUUCCCGGAACGGACCAUGUUAACCAAUUUUCAAUCAUCACCGACCUAUUGGGAACUCCUCCAGAUGACGUGAUCCAAACCAUCGGCAGUGAGAGCACCUUGCGAUUUGUCAAGUCCUUGCCGAAGCGCAAGCGUCACCCUCUAGCAGAUAAGUUCCGGAAUGCUGAUGCUGAUGCUGUGGAUUUGCUUGAGCGGAUAUUUGUAUUCAACCCAACGGAGCGGAUUCAAGCCGCGGAAGUGCUGGCACACAAGUACUUGGCGCCAUACCAUGAUCCGAUGGACGAGCCGGUCGCCCAGGAGAAGUUUGACUGGUCAUUUACCAAUCUUGAUGUACCCGUGGACACCUGGAAGAUUAUGAUGUAUUCGGAAUCCAUCGACUUCCACAACAUCGACCAGGGUAACGUGGCUCCGGUCAAUUGA